GUGAUUUUUUUUAUUGUUUUGACUGUUAACAAAAUUUAUACAUUCAAUCUCUUGUAGCUGAACUGUUCCCAGUUCCCUACACAUGAGUAUUGCAAUGAGGAUUCUGAGUUUAUCUGUGGUACAGACGGACGGGAUUACGGAAAUGCUUGCAUCCUUUGUGAAUACAAUAGACCAGCUAGGAGCAGCUAUUGAGUUAAAAUGUGAUGAUUAUCCAAAACUCCCAGACUGCCCAUCACGCUACGUUCCCCUCUGUGGGACAAAUGGAAAGGAUUAUUUAAACCCCUGCUAUUUGUGUCGUCAUAACAAGAAAACCAGAGAGGAUGUUGCAAUCUUACACGAAGGAUUUUGUACUUGCCAAGACAUGAAAAUCAAUUAAACUGGAAUUCCAACUCAAACAGGAAGACCAUAUUAAUGAAUGGGUCUGUGUAUUGGAUUGGAGUACCAUUGAAAAAACAGACCAUC
This is a messenger RNA of Rhincodon typus (whale shark), 462 nucleotides long. Its product is annotated as trypsin inhibitor ClTI-1-like. The record is from RefSeq and is a predicted model, not a curated record. Gene Ontology annotation, molecular function: protein binding. Lineage: Eukaryota; Metazoa; Chordata; Chondrichthyes; Orectolobiformes; Rhincodontidae. The coding region runs from base 83 to 376 and encodes 97 amino acids. The transcript is spliced from 4 exons.